CAAUGUUUUUAAAUGUUAGACCAGCUCAACUUAUGCAAAAAGAAGAACUUAUUGAAUAUCUUUUACCACCAGUUUAAAGAAAAGAUAUCAAACCAUGCACAGUGUAUGACUGAAGGGUAUAAUUGGAAUAGUUUAUCCAAACCAUAUAUAUAUAUUAAAAAAAAAUCAGCACAGAGCAGAUAUGUAUAUGAUGAAGAGUUUCAAACUUAUAUAUGAUCAGGAAGAACCAGUUCCUUUGGAGACAGGCAGAGAUGUAACUUCAAAUACAACAUAUAGUGAUUCUGAUACAAUUUCUGCCGAAGAAAACUUGGCAACUAAUUUAGAUACAUCACAUAGUGAUUCUGAUACAAUUUCCGCAGAAGAAAACUCAACAACUAACUUAGAGACUGACAAAGAUCUUUCUUCAGAUACAUCUGAUAUAAUUUCUGCAGGAAGAAACUCGGACGAUGACUUCAGUGCUGAUGAAUUUGAAUGUGAACUGUGUUAUGGAGUAUUUAACAGUGAAUAUCAGUUAAAUUUGCAUAUGGAAACUCAUUCAGAGUAUGUUCCCUCAGACGGUAGUGGUUCUGAUGCUGAAUUUGAUCGACCAAAUAAAAAGUAUAAAAAAUCUGGGAGAAAUGAUAAAAAUAACAAAAAGACCAAAAAAGUACGGCCUAAAAGAGAAAAGUGCAAAAAAUGUGAUAAAUAUUAUGCCAGUCUUGAUAAACACAUUGAGAAAGUACAUUUAGCUGUCAAGUGUACAAAAUGUGACAAGAUAUUUGAUGACGGACUGAAAAUGAAAGCGCAUAUAUUACGUGUACAUUCAAACAGAGCAAGAUUUCCCUGUGAAGUGUGCAAGAAAUCUUACUCGACAAAAUCCUUUUUAAGAAUUCACAAAGAAAGUAAGCAUGAAAAGCGUGUUUUUAUGUGUGAAGAAUGCGGAGGAGUUUUUACCAGUAAAGAAAACUUGAAUGUGCACAAGCGAAAGCAUUCAGAAAAGAACACUAGUCAUCGUGACAUGUAUCAAAUAGUUUGUGAUGUUUGUGGGAAGACGGUUAAAUCUCAUAACAGAUGGAGACACAUGCGAACCCACUCAAAGACGAAGGCCUUAAAAUGUGCAGUCUGUGGUCGAGGUUUUAACGAAAAGGAACAGCUUGACAAGCAUUCUCGAACUCACACAGGGGAAAAACCAUAUAAAUGUAAGACAUGUCCGAAAGCAUUCAACCAUAAUGUCUCCCUGAAGGCUCACAUGAAAAAGUGUCAUUAAAUGAGAGAUGUGCCAGAAUACAUUCAAGGACAAAGAGUGCCCAAUGACUUCAUUUGAAAUAGUGUCAUUUAUAGCAGUACAAAUAUGGUGAAAUAUGAGACCAAAAUCACUCGACCACAUUAUGUUUUUUAAUAAUGCUAAAGGCUCACAUGAACAUGAUGAAAAUGUGUCAUUUUUUGAGUACAAAUGUGAAAUAUUUCUGCCCCAAAGCUUUCAACCACAGAGUGUUCUUAAUGGAUAAUCUAGAAAUGUAUCAUUUGUAGUUUUAUAGAUACAUGUAGUUAUUCACUUUUUAGUAUUUUCAUACAAUAUUUACUACCUAAGACAUAGCAGGAUAUGGGACAAAAAUAAUGACAAUUUAAUGAUUAUGAGCAGAAAAUACACUGAAUUGGGUUGGGUUUUUUUUAUGCGCCCGGAUCGAUAGAUCGGGGGCACAUAUUGUUUUUGUCCUGUCUGUAUGUUUGUCUGUCUGUUGUCAACUUUAACCUUCACCAUAACUUUUGAACCAUGAGAGAGAGAGACUUCAUAUUUGGUAUGCAUACUCCACUCAUUAAGUUCUUUCAAAUGACACCAAGAUCAAUGACCUUGUGACCUUGACUGUGACCUAUAUGCUAAAAAUAGCUUUUUCGAACUUUGUUGCCGCCGGGUGCAUAGUGUUUCACAAACACAUCUUUUUUUUUUUUUUUUUUUUUUUUUUUUUUACAUUAAAUAAGGGGAAUUACUUUGAUACUGUUCCAGUUUG
This is a messenger RNA of Saccostrea echinata, 1988 nucleotides long. Its product is annotated as zinc finger protein 239-like. NCBI's taxonomy places the organism in Eukaryota, Metazoa, Mollusca, Bivalvia, Ostreida, Ostreidae. Bases 182 to 1246 code for a protein of 354 amino acids. The transcript has 2 exons. The record is from RefSeq and is a predicted model, not a curated record.